Messenger RNA from Labrus mixtus (cuckoo wrasse), 3695 nucleotides. It is a transcript of the gene zdhhc21, whose product is annotated as zinc finger DHHC-type palmitoyltransferase 21. The coding region runs from base 97 to 894 and encodes 265 amino acids. Gene Ontology annotation, cellular component: endoplasmic reticulum; Golgi apparatus. The record is from RefSeq and is a predicted model, not a curated record. Gene Ontology annotation, molecular function: protein-cysteine S-palmitoyltransferase activity. Gene Ontology annotation, biological process: peptidyl-L-cysteine S-palmitoylation; protein targeting to membrane. The transcript has 8 exons. NCBI's taxonomy places the organism in Eukaryota, Metazoa, Chordata, Actinopteri, Labriformes, Labridae.
GUAGUGAAGCUCCUGUCCAGCCCACGGAGGCUUGGAUAAGGAAGUAACAACACUGGUGCGUUCGCUGAAAGGGUUUCCCCUGUAGUCCCAGCAGCCAUGAAGCUCCGACUACACUUUGUGGUUGACCCCAUGGGCUGGCUGUGUAUAAGCGUGGUGUUUGGAAUCUGGCUUUACAACACCUUCUUCAUUCCCAAACUGGUUCUUCUUCCACAUUACAAUGAGGGACACAUCCCUUGGGCUAUAGUUGUUUGUUAUUACAUAGCAUCAGCACUCUGCAUAGCGGCCCUAUUCAGAGCUUCCACAGCAGAUCCGGGCCGUCUUCCUGUGGACCCCAAAAUACCUCACUCUGAGCGAGAGCACUGGGAGUUGUGCAAUAAAUGCAACUUAAUGAGACCUAAAAGGUCCCACCACUGCAGUCGCUGUGGCCAUUGUGUACGCAGGAUGGACCACCACUGUCCAUGGAUCAAUAACUGUGUGGGAGAAGACAACCACUGGCUCUUCCUGCAGCUCUGUUUCUACGCUCAGGUCCUCAGUUUGUUCACCCUGGUGCUGGACUUCUGCCAGUACUAUUACUUCCAGCCACUGGCAGGACUAGAUCAGGAGAAAUUUACCACACGCCAUGAACUGGCUCUGCUGCGUGUCUCAGCGCUCAUGGGUUUAGUCAUGUUUGGUGGCAUGACCAGCUUGUUUUACACUCAGAUGACAGGAAUCCUCUCUGAUACAACCACUAUUGAGAAAAUGGCUAAUUUCUCAAGUGAAAUAUUUGGCUCAAAAAGGUCCUGGCAGUGGGCGCUAGCUGAAGUUUGCGGCACUCGCUGGAAAGUCCUGUGGCUCAUACCGCUCCGUAGCAGGCAGCCACUCCAAGCAAACCACCACUUUCGCACCCACGUGUAGGUCUGUACCACUAUAGCGCCUCCUACCUGCACAGAUGGUAGGAGCUGCCAUGAUGAAACACUGUAUACACACGUAUGAAUCCAUCUGCUCGCCUUCACCGUCCGCUUUCUUUUUUGCUCUGGGAGCUUGGCAGCGGUUUUGGUUUGUCAGUGGAUACUGUAAGCUUUUUUUGUUUGUUUUUUUUGCAUUUCUCUACAAGAGCAAGACUGGCAGUAAACAAGGUAGAGGAACACCUACAGAUGUGAUUGGAAAAUGAUUUUAUACUCACUGUGACUGCCACUUUCAGCGUUUUGGAAACCGCUUUUAAUGGCUUUUUGCCUCAGAAGGAUGGACGUCUUCAUCUGAAAGAAGCUGACUAAAGGGAUCCCCUCUCAGGUUACUUAAAUAAAGAGCCUUUACUACUGACAUUUAAUCAACUACAGUAACUCCGGUGUGUCUUUCAGAGAGGCAAUUUUAUUUGUAUAAAGUUUGUGCCUUGUUUCUUUUAAUUAUGUUUUUUUUUUAUUUGUCAUGCGCAAGUGUAUUGUUUGUGCUCGAUGUAUUCCAGUUUGAAAAUUUCAUGUGAAUCCUGAGGGGAUCCGCUGUCAACUGCAUUCCUUUAAUCGGUGAUCCAUUGAUGAUUUGUGAAUGUUUUCUUGCAUUGAUCUAAGAACAAUUUAUCAGUGAAUUGAUGUUUUUAUGAAGCAUGACCACAGAGCAAAGUUUAUAACUUGAAUCAAAUUGAAAGAGGGAUCAUUUUAUGCUGGGUAUGAAGAUGUAUAAUAGCAAGCAGAGAGUCUAAAACUUGCAAUCAAACAUUAGAAACAAGUUUAUACUGUUAAGCUAACGUUUCAUAUAUAUAUCAGAGUCAAUUUAGCUGAUUAAUCACGUUGUUUUCUGUUUGUGGAAUCCUUAUGAAAAGGGUUCGAGUGUCACAUACUAUCCUCACAGGAUAGGACAGGGUAGUUUUACUUUAAAAAGAAAAGUUUGACAUUUAGGGAAAUACACUUUAGAUUUAUACGGUAUAAUGCCGUACAACACAAUUUAUUAUCCACCUUGGGGAGACUUAUCUUGUCCUCCAUAUAUAGUAUAUAGCUGCCUCCUCAGUAGUAUUAAUAACUAAUUUGGAGAGAAAAAAACAAUAAGAGUAAAGAACAAUUCACAUGUAAACAUAGAAGCUCAUACUAAUGAAGAUUUUCAGCUCUUAUGGCUGUAUGCCAAAUAUAUGCUUAGCUAGCCAAAAGAUAGGUAGCUUAGCUUAGUUUAUCAUAUCAGGUAUACAAUACAAACCCAGAAAAAAACACAGCUUGUUCCUUUUGCAGUUGUUUUAGCUGUUUGUAAGUAUAAUUCCUUAUAUUUGGAUAAAGAUGUUAUAGCUGCUUUUGUAAUGCUAAGCUAUGCUAACUGCCUGCUAUGUAUGUGUAGCUCCUAACCAAACAGAUCUAAAAGUGUUAUUUAUUUUACUAUUCUGACCAUGACAGGUAAUAAGUUUGGGUUUAUUUCCCUAAAUGUUAAACUGUUACUUUAAAUGAGCCAGUUUAGCGUAAGUUUGCUUUGUCAACUGUAGCACUUGUGCCUGGGCACAAAUGGUUAUGAAAAGUUUCUGAAGAAAAUCGUUUUACAUUUUAUUCUUUCAGUGCUGCAACUGUUAUAGUUGGUAUUACUUGUGUCUGAUCAAGUGGCUUUAUAAAUGCUCAUCUUCCCCAAAAGCAAAUUAACAUUAAUCUAUGGGAGGUGACAUUUAACACUGUCACAACACUGCUCAUUUAUUUAUGGUGGUUUUGGCUAUAACCCUGUGGUAUUGGUAUUUUACGGGAUUCUUUGACAGGAUACUUUAGAAGAUAAUUCAGUGCAUAAUAAUAUUAGCAUAGCAUGGUGGUUAUUGUCUAUAAAACCUGGCAAUACCAUUGCUACGCUUGUAUGUAAACAAGGCUUGCCAUGUGUGGAGAUGUUACAAUAUCUAAGUAGUUUUAAGUGCCUUUCUAGGUCUUCUUUUUACUCUCGUGUUACACUAUCAUUAUGUUGGUCUCCAUGAAGCCAAAGACCUGGGAAAAUGUUGCAAUAGUCCGCAAGCAUUCAGUAAAUGCAUGUUUCACCAGAUUUUAAAGGUAGCGGUUCAAUAUUAUGCACUGAUUUUCACAUAAUCUGUUUCACUAGAUCGAUAUACUCUGAAAACUUUUGAACUCGUUUAUUUCAUGUGAAUCCUUUAUUCCUACCAUAUCUCCAGAUUGUUUGUAGUUGCAUGGGUAUGUUCGUGUUUUUUGCUCAGUGGUUUUUAUAACUCAGAUUCAGGGUCUUGGAUUGUUUGUUUGAAUCAUUGUGAAAUUUUGGUGGGCAAAUUUGUAUGAUUGGUGUUAAAGACAGUGGUACUGAUAGAUUACAUUCUACUUUUUUUAUUUAUGUUUUUGAAAGCAAUAAACAUUUUCUGUCAGUAAAGCCAUUCUUAUUAUUACAACAGUAGUUGUAUACAUACUGUAUGUUUAAGUUAACACUUCUACAGCUGCUGUGUAUAGUUUUACAAUGUUAGAUUCAGCCUUAACACUUACGAGAAACAGAAUAACACAAAAGGCCUAAUUUUGUUUGAUUUGAUUCAACAGCUGCAGGAGACUGAAGAUGCAAGUGUUUUAGAGAUGGGUGCUCACUUACUUUCCCUGGAAGUAGUUUACUGGUGUCCCUCAGGGCUCUCAGUUUGGACUUCUGCAGUUUUGUUUACAUUGUUCAUCUGCUGAUUUCAGAAUAUGUUCUCAAGCUUUAUUUUGUUUAAUUCAGACCUCAAUCAAUGGCAUAGUUAAGUUUUGUGAAUAAAAUAUAAAUACACUAUA